Messenger RNA from Nestor notabilis (Kea), 867 nucleotides. It is a transcript of the gene CENPN, whose product is annotated as centromere protein N. Gene Ontology annotation, biological process: CENP-A containing chromatin assembly; chromosome segregation. The transcript has 9 exons. The record is from RefSeq and is a predicted model, not a curated record. The annotation marks the transcript as partial. NCBI's taxonomy places the organism in Eukaryota, Metazoa, Chordata, Aves, Psittaciformes, Psittacidae.
GAAAAGUCUGCAGACAUAAAGGAAGCAGCUGCCCUAGACAUAAUCUACAACCAUGUUUACCCACACAAGAGAAUGUGGAAUGUUUACCAGAUGAACAAAACAGGGAAAGAAAUGGAUUUUUUUGACAUAACACAUUUCAAAAAAAAAUUUAAAAGACAGCUUCGUUCAGCCUUGGGAAACGUCACCAUCAACUUUAAAGAAUAUGAGGAUAAUGCAAUCUGGAUUCGAAUUGCCUGGGGAACACCAUAUAGAAAACCAAACCAGUACAAAACCAGCUAUGUUGUAUACCAUUCACAGACUCCAUACGUCUUUGUUUCUGUCUCAGUGCUUAAGCACAACUUGCCUCUGCUCUGUCAGGCCCUGGUUGCUGCUUCCAAUUACCAUCACAUCCGUGCAAUGGAGCUUCGAAGUCAUGCUUUAAACUCCCUUAAAGAUAUUGUGUUUAAGAGAUAUAACCAGAACUUCCAAACUUAUCCUCCUGUACCUCUACAAGAACACAGUGUAAAACCGGAAAGUGAUUUAAGAACAGUUCAAGAAAACAGAAAGAUGAAAUCAAAAAUACAGAGAAUGAAUCAGGAGAUUUUUGGUAAUGGUCCCCUACCGAAACUUGAAUAUGCACAAUAUAAGCUUGAGACGAUGUUUAAAAGUGAUCCCAAACUGGGUGUUUUGCAUCAAAAAGAACCAUUCAGAUGUCUGGUCAAGUUUUCUAGUCCAGAUCUCUUAGAAUCACUGAAAUCCAUGGCAGCAACGAGUAUGGUUGAUGCACCGCUUUCACCACUGCUUACCUGUAUACCACACAAAGCUAGGAAUUAUUUUAGAAUUAAAGAGAAAAAUGAUUUAUUUUCAGGAGGCUUUCUAAGUCCCUAA